This is a messenger RNA of Pteronotus mesoamericanus, 2481 nucleotides long. RefSeq names its product villin-1-like. Gene Ontology annotation, biological process: regulation of lamellipodium morphogenesis; actin polymerization or depolymerization; barbed-end actin filament capping. NCBI's taxonomy places the organism in Eukaryota, Metazoa, Chordata, Mammalia, Chiroptera, Mormoopidae. The coding region runs from base 1 to 2481 and encodes 826 amino acids. The record is from RefSeq and is a predicted model, not a curated record. Gene Ontology annotation, cellular component: lamellipodium; actin cytoskeleton; cytoplasm. The transcript has a single exon. Gene Ontology annotation, molecular function: actin filament binding; phosphatidylinositol-4,5-bisphosphate binding.
AUGAGCAAUCUGAGCGCCCAAGUCAAAGGCUCCCUCAACACCACCAUGCCUGGGGUGCAAAUAUGGAGGAUCGAGGCCAUGCAGAUGGUGCCUGUUCCUCCCACCACCUUUGGCUGCUUCUUCGAAGACGACUGCUACGUCAUCCUGGCUAUCCACAAGACCGGCAUCAACCUGACAUACGACAUCCACUACUGGAUUGGCCAGGCCUCAUCCCAGGAUGAGCAAGGGGCAGCCGCCAUCUUCACCACAGAGAUGGAUGGCUUCCUAAAGGGCCGGGCUGUCCAGCACCGUGAGACCCAAGGCAAUGAGAGCGAUGCUUUACGAGGCUACUUCAAGAAAGGCCUUGUGAUCCGGAAAGGUGGCAUGGCUUCUGGCAUGAAGCAUGGGGAGAGCAACUCCAGCGAGGUCCGGCGGCUGCUGCAUGUGAAAGGCAAGAGAAACGUGGUAGCCGGAGAAGUGGAGAUAUCUUGGAAAAGUUUCAACCGUGGGGAAGUUUUUCUCCUGGACCUUGGAGAGCUUAUCAUCCAGUGGAACGGGCCAGAGAGUGACCGCAAAAAGAGAGUCAAAAGCAUGAUCCUGGCCAAGGAGAUCCGAGACCAGGAGCGGGGUGGACGGCCCUAUAUAGCUGUGGUGGACGGGGAGAAGGAGGAGUCUCCGCAGCUGAUGGAGGUCAUGAACAGAGUGCUGGGCAGCAGAAGGGGGUUGAAGGCAGCUGUGCCUGACAUGGUGGUGGAGUUCGCACUCAAGGCCAACCUCAAGUUAUACCACAUGUCUGACAUAGAGGGAAAGCUGGUGGUCCAAAUGGUCGCAAUGCAGCCACUCACACAAGACCUGCUCAGUCAUGAGGAAUGUUAUAUCCUGGACCAGGGGGGCCUGAAGAUCUAUGUGUGGAAGGGGAAGAAUGCCAAUGCCCAGGAGAGGGAGGACGCCAUGGGCUUGGCCCUGAGCUUCAUAAAAGCCAAGCAGUACCCCCUGAGCACACAAAUCGAGGUGCAGAAUGAUGGGGCAGAGUCUGUCAUCUUCCAACAGCUCUUCCAGAAGUGGACAGUGCUGGGCAGAACCUCAGGCCUGGGCAAAACCCACACUGUGGGCUCCGUGGCCAAGGUGGAGCAGGUGAAGUUUGAUGCCAUGUCUAUGCAUGUCCAGCCUCAGAUGGCUGCCCAGCAGAAGAUGGUAGAUGACGGGAGCGGACAGGUGCAGAUGUGGCGCAUUGAGAACCUAGAGCUGGUGCCUGUGGAGUCCAAGUGGCUGGGCCACUUCUAUGGGGGUGACUGCUACCUGCUGCUCUACACUUACUUAAUUGGGGAUAAACCCCACUACCUGCUGUACGUCUGGCAGGGCAAACGGGCCAAACAGCAUGAAAUCACAGCCUUGGCCGAUCAGGCCGUCAUCCUGGAUCAGAAGUACAACAAUGAACUGGUCCAGAUCCGAGUCUCGAUGGGCAAGGAGCCACCUCACCUCAUGUCCAUCUUCAAGGGAUGCAUGGUGGUCUACCAGGUAGGCACCUCCCGGCCUAAGAGCAUGGAGCCUGUGCCCCCCAUAAGGCUGUUCCAGGUGCAGGGAACAAGUGCCAAUAACACCAAGGCUUUUGAGGUCCCUCCCUGGGCCCACUGCCUCAACUCCAAUGAUGUCUUCCUCCUCAAGACCCCCGCCCGCUUUUACCUGUGGUGUGGGAAGGGCUGUAGUGGAGAUGAGCGGGAGAUGGCCAAGAUGGUUGCUGAUACCAUCUCCCCGAAGGAGAAGCAAGUGGUGGCGGAAGGGCAAGAGCCAGCCAACUUCUGGAUGGCCCUGGGCGGAAAGGCACUCUAUACCAGCAUCAAGAGACUGCAACAAGAAAACAUGGUCUUCACCCCCAGGCUCUUUGAAUGUUCCAACCAGAGUGGGCGAUUCUUGGCCACAGAAAUCUCCGACUUCAUUCAGGAUGACUUGGAAGAGGAUGAUGUAUUUCUGCUCGAUGUCUGGGACCAGGUCUUCUUCUGGAUUGGAAAGCAUGCCAGUGAGGGUGAGAAGAAAGCUGCCAUCACCACAGUGCAGGAAUACCUCAAGAUCCACCCCAGUGGCCGGGACCUUGAGACCCCCAUCACCUUGGUGAAGCAAGGACACGAGCCCCCCACCUUCACAGGCUGGUUCCUGGCAUGGGAUCCCUCCAAGUGGAGUAAUACCAAAUCCUACGAGGUCCUGAAGAGGGAGCUUGGCAACUCUGGGGACUUGGGCCAGAUCACUGCUGAGAUCAUAAAUCCUAAAAAGAAAGUGUUCAGUGCUAACAGCAACCUCAGUUAUGUGUCUCUACCCAUCUAUCCCCUGAAGAAGCUGGUGAACAAGCGUGUGGAGGAGCUCCCUAAGGGUGUGGAUCCCAGCAAGAAAGAAGAGCACCUGUCCCUUGAGGAUUUCACCAAGACCUUUGGGAUGACUCCAGCAGUCUUCACUGCCUUGCCUCUGUGGAAACAACAAGACCUCAAGAAAGCAAAGGGACUAUUCUGA